UGAUAUGGGACGAUAAACUCACAUUUAGUUCAUUUUGUGAACUAACUCUUCUCGUAGUGAAAAAUUGUGAAAGACUUCUGAAUGUUUUCUCAUUUCAUAUGACGCAAAGACUUGGCAAACUCGAAAAUCUUCAAAUAUUGAACUGUGAAUCCUUGGUAGAAGUAAUUGGACUUGAUCAUGGACUCAAUUCCACUGAAUCAACCACCAUGUUUAUAUUUCCUAAAAUAAGAUUCUUGAUACUUCAGUGGCUACCCAAAUUGAAGAAUUUCUACUCCAAGUUGCAUGCUACAAGAUGGCCAUCCUUACAACAAUUGGAGGUGAGAGGAUGCGACAACGUGGAGAUAUUAGCUAGGGAGUUAUUGAGCUUUUCAGAAACAUUUGGAGAGAGUCAACUGGAAAUUAUCCCUUCUAAACAACCCUUGUUUUGGGUCACUAAGGAUACAUUCCCCAAUUUAAAAUGCUUACUUUUGGGAGCAAAUGGCUUUAUGACGGAGAUAUGCCAUGGACAACUUCCAGCCCAAUAUUUUUGCCAACUAACACAUCUUGGGCUCAGAAAUAUUCCCAAUAUAUCAGCAACUAUUCUAAACAGUUUCAUUCAGUCUUUACCAAAUCUUGGAUCACUUGUUGUGAGCGAAGCUCCCUUCAAUGAAAUAUUUCAAUGCGAAGGGCUGGAGGGUGAGGAGGAACAUCCAGGGGCACCUGCUGGGUUGACUGAAUUAAAACUGAUAGAACUUCCUGAGUUGACACAUCUUUGGAAGGAAGAAUACCAAGUUGGAGAAGUUUUCAAUAACCUGAGAAUUCUAGAAGUGCGGAAAUGCGACAAAUUGAAGAAUUUAGUGCCAUCUUCUGUGCUUAAAAACUUAGUAGCACUGCCAACGGCAAAAAGCAUGAUGGUACUCAAAGCAAUGAGUAUCACUGAUUGCCAAAUGAUAGAAGAAAUCAUAGCUCAUGGAAGUGAUGAUGUGAUGGAUGGCAUCGUGUUCUCCCAACUGCAGUAUUUGGAACUUGGUUGUCUUCCAAGCCUAUCAAGCUUCUGUUCAGGGAACUAUGCUUUUGUAUUCCCUUCCUUGAAAGGGGCGUUGGAAGGCAACCUCAAUGCCAUUGUUCAGCAGUUAUUUACAGAAAAGAUGGAAAUUUUGACUAUGGGAGAGUUGAGCACACCAAUGCUGCGGGGAAUACAAUCAACCGAAGGUGAAUAUGUAGGGCAUUGGGAAGGCAACCUCAAGGCCAUUGUUCAACAGUGGUCAGAAAUGGUUUUUCCAACCUUGGAGGAUUUGGAGCUGUCCUCAAUCAACAUUCAGAGAAUCUGGCAUAAAAAACUUCUGGCAACACCUUCUUGUGCUCAAUAUUUAACAUGCUUAACUAUCGAGGGCUGUCACAAUUUAAACUGCCUAUUCUCGUCCUCAAUGAUGGAAAGUUUUGUGCAACUCAAGAGGCUUAACAUUGAGAAUUGUGAGAAUGUAGAAAAAGUAAUCUUGACAGAAGGAUUAGCCAAAGAAGAACUGAUGAGCCAAAAGUUGUUCUGUACACUAGAAUUCCUCUUGCUUAAAGGCCUUCCCAAACUGACGAGAUUCUGCCAUGGAAGUUACUUUGAAUUCCCCUUGUUGAGAAUUCUUAGGAUAGAGAGUUGUCUUACUUUAGAUACGUUUGUCUCUGAUGCAGAAGGAAACAACUCAGAGAUUGCCUCUCCAACUCUUUUCAAUGAAAAGGUGGCAUUCCCUUGCUUAAAGGAAUUGAGCAUCAUAGGUGUGGGAAACUGGAGAAAGAUAUGGCACAACGAGUCAACCAACUCCGUGAGGAUUCAUUUUGCAAAUUCCUAAAACUUCAGUAGUUGUUUGAUUGUAAAAGACUCGAAUACUUUUUUUCAUUUAAGUUUGUGAGACACUUAAGGCUCAAUCAUGUUCCUUCAAUUUAAGUGAGAAAUCAGAUGGUAAAUAAAAUUUUCACUUCCAU
Messenger RNA from Durio zibethinus, 1953 nucleotides. NCBI's taxonomy places the organism in Eukaryota, Viridiplantae, Streptophyta, Magnoliopsida, Malvales, Malvaceae. The record is from RefSeq and is a predicted model, not a curated record.